Molecule: messenger RNA, 1086 nt
Organism: Laccaria bicolor S238N-H82
Lineage: Eukaryota; Fungi; Basidiomycota; Agaricomycetes; Agaricales; Hydnangiaceae
Exons: 4
Coding region: 1-1086 (361 amino acids)
Source: RefSeq, a predicted model, not a curated record
AUGCCCAGGGGUGUUAACCGUAACCGUAACCGGUCUGCAUUUUCCCCAGAAGUCAAAAGACCAGACCGGACCGCCAAUAUUUUAAAAUUAUUAAUCGGUAAAUUUAUUAACAUUUUUAAUAGCUUCAAAACGAGCCCAAGAACGUUAAAUUCCGUUAGGAAUUGGUGCUUCUAUAAAAUAAGUCUGGUACAUCUAUUAUUCCCCAAAGUCCUUCGAGGACCAACCGACUGGUCACGCUUCGAGUUCUACGCCAAACGCGUUAAAAACUUCAGCUACAUCCGUGACCCAGACCACCUCGACAUAGCCCUACACGUCUACUUCCGCAUCGCCCAACUUCGAGCCUCACCCAUCCUCUUCCCCUCCCUCCAACACAUCCGCUGUCCAUCCAUCAGCUCAAACGAUUUCCUGAUCUCCGGCAUAUGUCUCUUUCUCUCCCCGUCUUUGGUAGCAGUGGAGAUGGGGUUGGUGAAGAUUAUACUGAGGGGAGAGGGGCUGGGGAAGGAGACAAUGUCGCUAAUACCUCGUUUUGGGAGGCUGAGGGUAUUGGAACUUGGAGGUAUGGGCAAAUCUCUGAGAUUGCCGUCGUUGGAACGCGUUGGGGCACUGUCGGCGCUUACAGGCCUCGAAGUGGACUUUAUAAACUCACCAAUACCCCCCUUGGCGAAUACCGUAGGCUUCAGACACCUAAGGAGUCUAUGCAUCUCCGCAUCGCUCCCAUUCAUCCAAUCGUUCGCUGUCAACAUAUCAACGGACCAACUAGACACCUUUGUCUGCCUUUCACCUCCUGAACCAGGGUUCGACAUGAAACUCUUGGUUGAGGACGUCGUUUCGCGCUGGUCUAGCUCCUUACGAUGUUUCGGGCUCAGACUAACACCGGAGGACACGGAGGCGGAAGAGUUACCUCUCGACACGUUAAAGCCUUUAUUCCCUUUACAGAACCUCCGCACGCUCAGUCUACGUGGAUACCUUAUGGACAUCAGCGAUGACCUGAUAAAAGAGUGGGCGAAGACCUGGCCAAACUUGAACGACCUCCUCCUCCCGUUCCUCCCUCCCACUCGUGUGCGGCCGAGGAUGAAGUCUCUUUGA